Messenger RNA from Lineus longissimus, 2252 nucleotides. Its product is annotated as cytochrome P450 3A4-like. Gene Ontology annotation, molecular function: iron ion binding; oxidoreductase activity, acting on paired donors, with incorporation or reduction of molecular oxygen; steroid hydroxylase activity. The transcript has 13 exons. Bases 153 to 1793 code for a protein of 546 amino acids. The record is from RefSeq and is a predicted model, not a curated record. NCBI's taxonomy places the organism in Eukaryota, Metazoa, Nemertea, Pilidiophora, Heteronemertea, Lineidae.
GCCUAUUUAUGUAAAGAUAUACGCAUAUAUGCCGUGUAAUACAUUUUUCUACGAGGUCACUUAUCUUUUGGAAACGAAUGCCUGCUGAUCGGGUGCGUGACAUUGACACAUUCACACAUCAUUUGUGGAAGUUGAAAGUGUGAGGGUUCGAAAUGAUAUUCGGAUUUGUUAUCGCGAUUUUUGUGAUUCUCUUUGUUAAAUUCGUUAGGGAACGACGAAGAACUCUCAAUGUGUUCAAAAGACUUGGUAUCCCUGGACCUCCGCCCAACCUCUUUCUAGGAAACAUUUUGGAUAUUCUACCGGGGCCAUCAAUUGCUGUUGCCCGGUGGCAAAAACAAUAUGGAAACACAUUUGGGUAUUUCGAAGGCCCUGUACCAGUAUUGGUCACAUCUGAUCUUGACAUUAUCAAGCAGGUUUUCAUCAAAGAUUGCAGCAAGUUCACAGGCAGAAAGCCUUUUCCAGUAGGACCCGACCCCGAUGAUGGACAGACUGUCAGUGUGGUGAUUGCAAACGGCCAUCGCUGGAAACGCUUGCGAAGCAUCAUGAGCCCAACAUUCAGUACAAAUAAACUAAAGAAGACUACCCCACUUGUGAUGAACAGUGUCAACACAUUAAUGGAGCUUCUCGAGGAGAAGCAGGAGUCAGGAGAGUCAUUCAAUAUCAUGGAAUUAUUCCAGGGCCUAACCAUGGAUGUGAUAAGCUCCGCUGCCUUCGGUCUGGACAUUGAUGCCCAAAGAAACAAAGAAUCAAAAUUCACAUCAUCAGCUCGCCAGGUGUUCGCUGAACAGAAUUUCAGCAACCUUCCGCCAGUCAGAAAGUGUGUUUUCCUUCUUGCCGUCUCCUUCCCCAUUGUCGGCAAGCUGAUGUUCGAUCUCUUCCGAUUCCUAAACGACAAGAAAUUCAUUGAAUUAGGUGGAUUCUGGAUGGCCGAACAAGCAAAGAAAGUUAUCAAGGAACGAAAACACCAAACGAUUCCCGAAGGGACAGAGAAGAGGAUUGACUUACUCCAGUUAAUGAUGGAUGCGGAAUCGCCCGAUGAAAUGAUCGAUGACAGUGCAUUGACCAUGACGCAAGACGACGCUGAUGAAGGCACAAAGUCGAAGAAUGGAACCGCUCCUGAAAAACGACCGACUAAGGCAGGGGUGAGAGUUGCAAAGAAAAUAUCGUCCCAGGAAAUGGUUAGCAAUGUGGUGGUGUUCAUGCUGGCUGGGUACGAGACAACAAGUACAGCUCUCAGCUACGCCGCACACGAGUUGGCCUCCAACCCUGAUGUACAGCGGCGACUUCAGGAGGAGCUGGACAAGGAACUGUCAGGGGAUCUCCCCGAAUAUCAGAGUCUGUCACAACUACAGUACCUGGACAUGGUCUUCAGCGAAGUCCUUAGAUUGCAUCCCAUCGCUCCAUCAUUUGUUACACGAUUAUGCAUGGAAGACACAAGAGUUAGCGAGAUGGAUAUACCAGCUGGCAUGUGUGUGCAGGGGAAUGUUUACUCCAUACACAACAAUCCAGAGAUCUGGGGGCCAACGGACACAACAUUAUUCGAUCCAGAAAGAUUCUCGCCUGAAAGAAAGGCCAAUCGUAAUCCAGCAGCCUUCCUCGCCUUUGGGGUGGGCCCCCGGAACUGCGUUGGUAUGCGAUUUGCGUUACUGGAAAGCAAGCUUGCCCUGGCCAGAAUCUUACAGAAAUACAAUAUCGAGAAAUGUCCAGAGUCAGCGGAGGUACUAGUGACUACGGAACAGGCCACGGUUGUACCAAAAAAUGGUGUAAUGGUGAAAUUGGCAUUAAGGAAUUGAAAAUGACAAUAGAUCAACCCUCCUUUAAAUAAAAGUACUUAUAUUUACUUGUAUUGAACUUUUUUAUGCAUCGUGAUGAGAGAAGUAUUUGGAGGACGCAGACUGGUUGCGACAAUUAGUGGGGUUUUGCCUGAAAAUACAAUGCAAAUAUAACAUUGUGACAUCGAAUCCGGGGUUGUGAACCCUUACGUUCAAGAAACAUCCCGAAUAUGUUUUUGAACGAAACAAAAGGGGUUAUAUUUUGCGGCUUCUUCUGUCAAGUCGGUUUGCUAACCAUUUACAAUGAUACCACAUUGUAUAUAUCUGCACAAAAUGUACCUAAACAUAAUAUGAUUACAUAAGGUAAUGUAAUGUAAAUUGUUAUGUACUUAUUACGAAAAAUGUAAUGGCUGUAUGCACAGUACAAUAACUAUUUCAAAAACCUAAAGUAAAUAUAAAAAAUUAAUUGACAAUGUGUUA